Molecule: messenger RNA, 1687 nt
Organism: Ostrinia nubilalis (European corn borer)
Lineage: Eukaryota; Metazoa; Arthropoda; Insecta; Lepidoptera; Crambidae
Product: centromere protein I-like
Exons: 13
Coding region: 107-1687 (526 amino acids)
Biological process (GO): CENP-A containing chromatin assembly; mitotic sister chromatid segregation
Cellular component (GO): inner kinetochore; kinetochore
Source: RefSeq, a predicted model, not a curated record
GCCAAAACGCUACCAACGUAUUUUUAUUUUGAAUUACAGAUUGAAUCGAAUUGUUUAUUAUUUAUUUCCAUUGUUCUUUAUCAGCUAAUGAUCAAAUAAAAUCGUGAUGGCGGAUGUUGAAGAUAUUAUUGACUACAUAAAGUCAUUGAAGAAAGGUUUCGAUAAAGAUUUGUUUCAAUCUAAGAUAGAUGAAUUGGCGUAUGCAGUUGAAACCACUGGACUGCAUUACGAUGAUUUUCAUACUUUAUUCAAGCUUUGGUUGAACCUAUCUAUACCCAUCACAAAAUGGACAAGUUUGGGAGCGUGCUUGGUGCCCCCGGAUACUGUAGAAGAAAAAACAGUGGAUUAUUCUUUUCGUUGGAUCCUUGCUAAUUGUGAAAAUCAAUCAAGUUUUUCUAGAAUAGGUUUUCUACUAGAUUGGCUGACUGUGGCAAUGGACUGUGAAUGCAUUGAUAUGAGAGCUUUGGACUCGGGAUAUGAAAUAUUUUAUAUCAUGUUGACUUAUGAAGUCUUGACGGUUCAUGCAAUUAAACUUGUUUACACAUUGACCAAACCAAUUGAUGUGACCAGAAGAAGGGUGCUAGAGUUACUUGACUAUGCCAAGAAAAGGGAGGGCAAAAAGAACAUGUAUCGCCAGCUACAGGUUUUGCUGGGUUUGUUCAAGUCGUACAAACCUGAGUGUGUGCCCGAGGAUGUUCCUGCCAUAUCCAUACACACAGCCUUCAAGAAAGUGAAUGUAGCUUUGAUCUCCAGAUUCAGGAGAGUCCAGGAGCGCAGAAACAUUUUGAGUAAAGAAAGGCACCAUUUAAUGUGGAUCAACCCAUUGAAUUCUGAUCGUGGCAGAAAUAAGAAAGUUGAGCCACUUGUGCCAAACAUGGAGUUCAUCAACGUUGGGGCUCAACAAUAUUCAGACAAAGAACCACAAAAGACCUACCUUGAUUUCUCAGACCCAGUGUCGCUACUGCAGUACAGUCUCCACCACCCAAUGUCCCGGCCGGCGCGGCUUCGAGCGCUACUGUGUAACGAGACGGGGCUCACUCUACUGGCAGUGGCCUCCGAUGCUGACCACGCCUUCCUGACGCACGACCUGCAUCACUUGCUGACCAACUCGCUGCUGUGUAACGAGACGGGGCUCACCCUACUGGCAGUGGCCUCCGAUGCUGACCACGCCUUCCUGACGCACAACCUGCAUCACUUGCUGACCAACUGUUUCCUAGACGUGUCACCUCACAGUGCAGUAGAGAAGCGCGACCUCUUAAGGCGGUUAGUCUUGCUCCAGAACACAUUACUGCAAGCCGUGCCCAUCGUCACGAGGUUCUUAGCGCAGUACCUACCGCUGUGGAAUGAGAUCGACUUCUAUGCUGAGAUACUGGAUUUAGUGCAGUGGGUGAGCGUGGACAGCCCCGACCAAGUACGGGGUAUAGUGGAGCCCCUCACGCGGGUGUACCACCGCUCGCAGCCGCUGGAGCAGUGCGCCAUACUCAGGAGCUUGACCAAUAUGUACACGAAUAUGCUAUACGGGAGCACAAAGCGUCGCCAGCACUUCAAAAGCCCACAGCCGUACUACACGUACGCGUUGUCGUACGUCGCCUCCAGCAUCAGUCGCUUGAGCAGCUUAGCGGUGCAGACCGAUCCUGGCGAGCAGCACCCCAUCUCAUUACCCCGUCCCUGUUUGUUCACGGACUAA